AUGUCUGUCUGGCGCGCAUUCAGUCAAGCCACUGCAGACAGACAGGCAGACAGACAGACAGACAGGGGGACAAGGAGAAGAGACGAAAAGGCCCAGCAGAGAGAAGAUGGUGAAGAUGCAGACUCUGAAAGGAGAAGAAGAAAGGAAGAUGGAAUACGAACAGCCAAUGACAAGGACAGCUCACAUCAGAUUGCACGGAGGAAGCUUUUCACGGAGAUCGAGGGCGAUGGAUCUCGUAUGUACUCCGUCCAUAGAAGAAUAUAUCGACUGGCUGGCGGGUGA
Trichophyton benhamiae CBS 112371 is the source of this 282-nucleotide messenger RNA. RefSeq lists its product as uncharacterized. The coding region runs from base 1 to 282 and encodes 93 amino acids. The record is from RefSeq and is a predicted model, not a curated record. The transcript is spliced from 2 exons. NCBI's taxonomy places the organism in Eukaryota, Fungi, Ascomycota, Eurotiomycetes, Onygenales, Arthrodermataceae.